AUGGUAAACCAUGGCUACCAAUACUCGUCCAGCCAUCUAGCGUUCUCGAUGAGUUACCUCCGCUGGUACUCCCUGGCGAUGCUUGUCCCCUUCGAAAUCACGAACGGAAUCGUCAAUCUCGGCCUAUUCGUCCCGAACUCGAAUGUCGCUAUCCGCGUUACUAUUAUGACGGUUUUCAUCCUGGGCUUCAACAUGCUCCCCGAGAGAAUUUUCAAAAGAUCCGAAGCGUUGUUUACCGGUCUGAAACUGAUCACGACUGUUGGGCUUCUGAUCAUGUCGAUUGUCUUGGGCGUCCGUGGAGUUCCUGACACCGAUAUACAAGGGUUCCAUUACUGGAGGGAUCCGGGGUUCAUGAAUCAAUACCAGGUCAGCGGGAAUACAGGUCGGUUUUUGGGGUUGGUGCAGUGCUUGCUUUACAGCACUGUUUCGUUCACCCUAGUGCCGGAGCUGAUUGUCCAACGAGCGGAGGAAAACGAUGCGACCGUGCGGCCAAGCAUACUGAGAGUAACUCAGAUUGACAGCAUCCAGCUUUCGGUGUUGUAUGUCCUCAGUGUGAUAGCUGCCGGGUUAGUAUGUCCGUCUAACCAUCCCAUGUUGACGAACAAGGGCGUGGGUGCUGGAUCGUCACCUUUCUUCGUGGCCAUCUUGAUUUCUCGGAUUCAGAUCCUGCCCAUUGUGGUAACCAUGUUGAUUCUUCUCUCGUCUGUGGCCUCAGGACGCUCUUUUCUCUUCCUGGCGUCACGGCUUCUUUACUCGCUGGCGGAGGAAGACCAUGCGCCCCCAGUGUUUAAACAUCGCAAUCGAUUCGGAGUACCAUACGUUGCGGUGAUUGCAUCUGCCUGGUUUGUGGCAUUUGCGUAUCUGUCUGUGGCGACGUCAAGCUCUGCGGUGUUUAACUGGCUUAUGCAUUUCCUCACGACGUCGGGGUACAUCUCGUGGCUAGGAUCGUGCAUAAUCUACCUCCACUUUCGCCGCACAGUUGAAGAGCAGGGGUUUACACGGGCGCACCAGACCCGCAUCCAUCCGUAUGGGGUGUACUUUGGGAUUCUGACUUGCAGCGUGUUGCCAUUUGUCAACGGGUUAAUCACGGCACCGUCUGACACUGUUCCCAGCAACUUGCUUUCGGCGUACCUGGGCAUCAUCAGCUUCGUUCUCUUGUAUAUUGGACAUCGGAUUAAUUCGAUUAUGCAUGGACAGGACCAUUCAGAGACCAGCCCUGUGCGGAGGAUGUUAUUCUGGAGGCAACCAGAGCGGACGGAGGAGAUUGAGUUGGGAGAGCGACGGAGGGAGAAUUAA
Aspergillus chevalieri is the source of this 1296-nucleotide messenger RNA. Its product is annotated as putative proline permease. The record is from RefSeq and is a predicted model, not a curated record. Gene Ontology annotation, biological process: amino acid transmembrane transport. Gene Ontology annotation, cellular component: membrane. Lineage: Eukaryota; Fungi; Ascomycota; Eurotiomycetes; Eurotiales; Aspergillaceae. The transcript has a single exon. Gene Ontology annotation, molecular function: amino acid transmembrane transporter activity. Bases 1 to 1296 code for a protein of 431 amino acids.